AUGUUCGGAGAGAUUCGCCGCAGAGAAGCCUCCUCUUCCUCCUUCCAUUUUCGCUCACUUACUCUCUCUUCCUCCCAUCCCCACUGUCGCACACCCUCUUCCUCCCAUCCCCACUCACUCUCUCUUCCUCCCAUCCCCACUCACUCUCUCUUCCUCCCAUCCCCACUCACUCUCUCUUCCUCCCAUCCCCACUCUCACACACCCUCUUCCUCUCCCCACUCUCACUCCCUCGUCCUCCCAUCCCCACUCUCACUCCCUCGUCCUCCCAUCCCCACUCUCACUCCCUCUUCCUCUCAUCCGGCUCUCAUCCCUCCUCCACGCAUCCUAACUCGCCUCCCUGCCUUUUCCUCUUUCCCCCUACUCCCCCUUCCCUCCCCAGUUCCACAUGGCACAGCAGUGGCUGGACAGCCACGAGGGCGGGCGAGUUGUGGACCUCAUUUGCUUGGCUGGACAGCCACGAGGGCAGGCGGGCGGCGGACCUCAGCUGUGACUGUGCCCCUGCCUCCCCACCUCUUCCCCGCUCUUUCCCCCCCUCGACUUUCCCUCAUUCCCAACUCCUCCCCUCCCCCUUCCCUCUGCCCAGUUCCGCAUGGCACAGCGGUGGCUGGGCAGCCACGAGGGCGGGCGAGUGGUGGGCCUGAGCUUUCCGCACGGCACAGCAGUGGCUGGACAGCCACGAAGGUGGUCGCGUUGUGGAACUUUCCAUCUCUGGCUGUUGCAUCGACAACCCACUUCUCCACCUCUCCACCUCUUUCCCCACCACUCAUGCCCCCUCUCCCCACCUUUCCCCCUCACCAGUUCCGCAUGGCACAGCAGUGGUUGGACAGCCACGAGGGCGGGCGCGUUGUGGACCUCAGCUGUGGCUCCGGGCUCUUCACACGCCGCUUCGCUGCUGCUGGCAGCUGGGCCACGGUGAUUGCAGCAGACCUGUCAGGGGCCAUGCUGGAGCAGACAGCAGCGUACAUCAAGGAGGAUAAGAGCCUGCAGGAAGCUCAGGAACGCAUCAUGCUGGUACAGGCGGACGUGGCGCGCCUGCCCUUCUGCUCGGGGUCCAUUGAUGCAAUCCAUGCCGGGGCUGCCAUGCACUGCUGGCCGUCGCCCUCUCUUGCUAUGGCGGAGAUAAACCGGGUGCUGCGGCCUGGAGGCAAGUUCGUGGCAUCCACAAUCCUCUGGCCCUCUGCUCCCUUCGGCAACGAACUCUUCCAGUCCCUUCACAAGUCAAUGCGCGCGGACACGACCAUGAAGCUGUGGGAGGGUGAGGAGCUGAGGGAGCUGUUGCAGCUGUCGGGGUUUGUGGAGUACCGCCAGGAAACCAACGGGCAGUUUAUCAUGGUUUUCGGGCAGAAGGCCGAGUGA
Molecule: messenger RNA, 1356 nt
Organism: Closterium sp. Naga37s-1
Lineage: Eukaryota; Viridiplantae; Streptophyta; Zygnematophyceae; Desmidiales; Closteriaceae
Source: the annotation of a GenBank genome assembly